GAUUAUGGGCAGGCUGGUUUGAUUUUUAUCCUGGUCAGAAGGCAGUGGAGUGCCCACCCGGAUUGCGGGUGUAAACAUGGAGCACGUUUGUUAGCAGUGGCAUGCUUCAGACCAAGGCUUUCUCCAGAAUCCUGCAACACGUCACAGCAACUCGCGUCAUCACAGCUCUGCGCCCUCCUCCUAACUGAGAGACACUCCACAGAGUACAACCCCAGUAGGUCGUGCAAGACGCCCUGGCAGAUUCAUAACAUCAAUGUUUUUGUAUUAAUACAGUUAAAAAACAAUAAAAUAUUCAAAUAAAGCGUUUGUUUUUGAAAAUCUAUUCUUGUGUCUCGUGUGAAAAAAUACGCUUUUGUUUGUCUGUCUACAGAUUUCAAAAGCGGUAGAAAAAACCUUUUUAAUUUGUGCAUCAUUAAAGACCAAAAUAAUUGUAAAUAACGGUAUACACAAUGGAAAAUACAAAACACAAAAUGACGCAUUUCUGUGCUGCGCCCUCCACCGUCAGUAACACAUCAGUGUUUUAUAAACUCCAUUGGAACCGGAGUGGACGUGGGUACAAUUGCCAUGACGACCGCAGCACGCCAGGAGCACCUGUUGCUCGGCAACCAUCUGUAAACUACCGCAGGUGCGCCGGACCGCAGAGAGAGAGAAUGAGACUGGACGUGGGUAUCCAGAACCCAAGUGAAAUGCGAAGACCGGAGUGGCGUGCCUUCGCUUUGCUUUGAAUUCAUUUCGAUAAGUGUUAGUUUUAGCAGGAGCUGCGCUGCGUAGAAUGACGCUAUACAACAAAGUACCGUAAUUUGUAUAAUUUGUUUCUCACAUGAAGCAAUGUCGGCACUUUCGUCAUUCGCGGAUACACCUACAGCGCAGCCCAGCGAGGAGGACAGGUUAUCUCUGGCUUUCUUAAAAGACAGGAGCACCGAAAAGGCGUUGCUUUGGUGCACGGAGUACCUGAAUGAGGAGGGUCACGGCUCUCUGCUCCCAAUGACCAGGAAGGUCAUGCUGCAGAUCUGCAGUGACCCCACGUUGACCCUGGAUUACCUUCCGACCCUCGGGCUCCCAGAAUUCACCAGGAGUGCGACGGAGCUGGCGCUGGGCCGAGACAGUCCAGCCAUCCGGGAAAACAGGGCGGGAGGAGUGCAGACAUUGGGCGGGACCGGUGCAAUACGUCUAGGGGCGGAGCUGCUGCAGCGCUGGUACAAUGUGGGCGGGGCCAGGUGUGGACCGGUCUACCUCUCCUCUCCCAGCGGGGGAUCCGUGGCAGCUACACUGCAGGGGGCUGGGAUCAGCGAUAUCCGCUCCUAUCGAUACUGGGACCCUGACAAGAAGGGCUUCUCUGUGGAGCCCCUACUGGAGGACCUAGAGGUCGCUCCGGAGCAGUCUGUGAUCGUGCUCUAUGCCUCGGCUCACUGUCCCACUGGGGCUGAACCCUCCCACGCUGACUGGAAGCAGAUUGCCGAGGUCAUGAUGAGGCGCCGGCUCUUCCCCUUCUUCCUGCUCCCCUCUCAGGGUCUGUGUUGGGGAGACCCUGCACAGGAUGCCUGGUCUCUGCGCUACUUUGUCUCGCUCGGGUUCGAGCUGCUCUGCGCGCAGUCAUUCUCCACAAACUUCGGGCUGUACAGUGAUCGUGUGGGAAGCCUCUUAUUGGUCCUGAAGCACAGCUCUCUUCUCCUGGCCGUCCAAUCCCAGGCCGCGUCUCUGGUGCACUCUCUGUGGUCACGCCCACCCGGAGGAGGAGCCAGGCUGGUUACCAUGGUGCUCAAUAACCCCGCCCUUCUGGCAGAGUGGAAGGAGGGAUUGAGGGUGAUGGUGGAGCGAGGGAUGCUGAUCAGAGAGAAACUGAAAGAGAGGCUGAGGAUGCUGGGAAUUCCUGAGUUCUGGGAUCACGUGACCCAGCAGCGAGGACUGUACUGCUGCACAGGGCUGACCGGGGAGCAGGUGCAGUUCUUGGUCAUGAGGUGUCACGUUUACCUGCCGGCCAGCGGGUGCGUGAACGUCACGGCGAUUAGCGGCCGCACGCUGGACCACGUGGCCGAAUCCAUUUACCUGGCCGUGACCUCUGACCUGCAAGAAUACUGACCCCCGGAGACCCCCUAAUCCCACCCCCCUCUCCAAACCCGGACUCGCCCCUCCGAGGUUUGAAACCCCCUUUCACUCCCAGCGCAACCUUUCUGAAAUCUUCCUGGGGUAGAUAUCAUGGUAAGCGUUGCCAGAGGUAUGGCAAAGCAUGAUAAAUAAAUACAUAGAUUAUAGUGAAUGCAUUGUAUUAGGGAUGGAUAAAGCGAGCUUCACAGUUAAGGAGAUUAAACCUCUCUCUAGACUGUCAUAGGUAGCUUUGAGAUUUACAGUGGAAACUUUUUGGUUUGUUUGUCUUAUUAAAAUGGAUUAAUCAAGACGGAAAGCAGCUGUCUGGCCAAAAGCACAUGUGCCUGGCUGUUGGCAGUGAAUUGCUGAGCUGUCCAACGCGUGCAUGGCUCUUGAUCCAUACGGGGUUCAUUGCACUGCACAGUAUGGCUCGGAGGUGACGUCUCAAGGUUAAUGUGUGAUUUUAAAAAACAAGACAAAAUAAGGUGCAGCCAAAAUGCAACAAAAUUAAACAUGUUCCGCACACAAAUAGUGAAGUAGGCGGGGAACAAAAAACAAACUUCUAGCAGUAACCUAAACCUAUUUAAAUUAUUCAGCUUUUAUAUUUCAUUCCAUCUGCACUUCGCUUGUUUUUACCCUGUAAAAUUGCAUAGCUCUGAUUUAAUCGCAUUCAUUUUUUUUUUUUUUUUUGGUACUGCAGUAUCGAUCUGUUAUCUGCGCUUUAAUGCAACAGAGGGCUGAAGGGUCAGUUACUGGGAGUUUAUAGGUUUCCACACCAUCAUGGAAGUACUGUUUGAUUUCAGGAAAUGCUGUUACUUUUAGCUGUACUUGCUGUAGUACCGGAUAUGUCCACAUGAUGGUGCUAAAAACAAAAAAAAAACAGUUGAUGUAUUUAUUGAUUGUAUACAUAA
This is a messenger RNA of Acipenser ruthenus (sterlet), 2996 nucleotides long. Its product is annotated as aspartate aminotransferase, cytoplasmic. Gene Ontology annotation, biological process: L-aspartate biosynthetic process. The transcript is spliced from 10 exons. Gene Ontology annotation, molecular function: L-aspartate:2-oxoglutarate transaminase activity; pyridoxal phosphate binding. Bases 829 to 2079 code for a protein of 416 amino acids. Gene Ontology annotation, cellular component: cytosol. The record is from RefSeq and is a predicted model, not a curated record. Lineage: Eukaryota; Metazoa; Chordata; Actinopteri; Acipenseriformes; Acipenseridae.